GUGGUGGGGGCGCUGGGCUCUCCGCCUCACUGGCAGCUGCGGGGCUCCUGGACCUCUGACCCUGGACUCUCGGCGCCGCCGGCAGCAGCCCCCGCGGGUCGUCGCCCGGGCCGCUCACGGUUCUCCGGCCCUUCGGGGCCCUGCCGGCCGCGGUGCAGGGAGCGGGCAGCAUGAGCCUGGGGGCCCGGCGGGCCGGCUCGGGGCGGGGGGCGGCCGCGGUGCGGCUGCUGGUCACCCUGAGCCUCCUCCCGGGCGUCGUCGAGGCCCAGGUCAUCGGAGUCCUGGAUGAUUGCUUGUGUGACAUUGAUAGCAUCGAUAACUUCAACACCUUCAAAAUCUUCCCCAAAAUAAAAAAAUUGCAAGAGCGAGACUACUUCCGUUAUUACAAGGUUAAUCUGAAGCGACCGUGUCCUUUCUGGGCGGAAGAUGGCCAUUGUUCAAUAAAAGACUGUCACGUGGAGCCUUGUCCAGAGAGUAAAAUUCCUGUCGGAAUUAAAGCUGGGAGUGCUAAUAAGUACUUGAAAGUGGCAAACAAUACCAAGGAAUUAGAAGAUUGUGAGCAAGCCAAUAAGCUGGGGGCAAUUAACAGCACAUUAAGUAAUCAAAGCAAAGAAGCAUUCAUUGACUGGGCAAGAUACGAUGACUCACAGGAUCACUUUUGUGAACUUGAUGAUGAGAGGUCGCCAGCUGCCCAGUACGUAGACCUGUUGCUGAACCCAGAGCGCUACACCGGCUACAAAGGGCCGUCUGCGUGGCGAGUAUGGAACAGCAUCUAUGAAGAAAACUGUUUCAAGCCUCGAUCUGUUUAUCGUCCUUUAAAUCCCCUGGCACCCAGCCGAGGAGAAGAUGAUGGAGAAUCAUUCUACACUUGGCUAGAAGGUUUAUGUCUGGAGAAAAGAGUCUUCUAUAAGCUUAUAUCAGGACUUCAUGCCAGUAUCAACUUACAUCUAUGCGCAAAUUAUCUUUUGGAAGAAACCUGGGGUAAACCUAGCUGGGGACCUAACAUCAAAGAAUUUAAACGCCGCUUUGACCCUGUGGAAACCAAGGGAGAAGGGCCAAGAAGGUUAAAGAAUCUGUACUUUCUGUACUUAAUUGAGCUGCGAGCUUUGUCAAAGGUGGCACCGUAUUUUGAGCGCUCCAUCGUUGAUCUUUACACUGGAAAUGUAGAAGACGAUGCUGACACAAAAUCCCUCCUCCUGAGUAUCUUCCAGGACACAAAGUCCUUUCCCAUGCACUUUGACGAGAAGUCCAUGUUCGCAGGUGACAAAAAGGGGGCCAAGUCAUUAAAGGAGGAAUUCCGGUUACAUUUCAAGAACAUCUCCCGUAUAAUGGACUGCGUUGGAUGUGACAAAUGCAGACUGUGGGGGAAAUUACAGACUCAGGGGUUAGGAACUGCCCUGAAGAUACUAUUCUCUGAAAAAGAAAUCCAGAAGCUUCCAGAGAACAGCCCAUCGAAAGGCUUCCAACUGACUCGACAGGAAAUCGUUGCUCUUUUAAAUGCUUUUGGAAGGCUUUCUACAAGUAUAAGAGAAUUACAGAAUUUUAAAGUUUUAUUACAACACAGUAGGUAAUAAAGGCUUUUGUAUGUCUAAUUAGAGACAUAAAGUGACUACAUGAGGACUUUUACUCCUGGACAUUCAGCAAAAGGAGACUAAUCUUCAAAGACUUCAAGAAUUUUGAACUCUUAAAGAGAAAAUUCAAAUGUUCACUUGAAUAUUUAUGAUUCUUAAUAGACUGUCAAUUAGAGGUAUUUAUAAAAGAAAUAUAUACUUUUAAAACAUGUAAGUUAUGCUAAUUCUGUGUUGAAUUUCAUACGUUUCUAUCUGUUGAAUAUUCUGCUGUUUGUUUAGAAUUGGUUUUGUUCUUGUUUUAUUAUGCUUUAUUUCCAGUUGUCAAACUGAAAUGACUAUGUCUCCAUCCUAGUAACACUGUUAACAGUCUGUUAUGGAAAAGGGGACUGGGGAACAAGUGUUGUUUAGGGCUGGUCUCAGUGUGACCGUUCAUCAGUGACUGACGUGUGUGUAGCCUCGUCUGGCUCGGUGUCACCUUCUAGGGCGUGGAGGUUGUUUGUGUGAUGAGUGGCCUGUUCGGUGUGAGGCUUCAGAAGUUACUUAAGAAGCCUCAGGACUUCAACUGCAGUUUCAUUGGUUUUUAUCUCAGUUUUUAGUGGCUGUUGUAGUUUUGUUUUGGUCUAAAGGACCUGCUUCGGUAAAGGUGAGUAAGUACUGCCCCCUGCACCGCCAAGACAGAUUUCCUGUGUGGAGAGGGCUGGCUCAGGAGGGCUCUUUUCUAAUAACCUAGGCCUCAGUAUCUUUUGAUUUUGUGUUUCUUUGUUUCUACUCCAAAUUUAGAAAUUUUCAUUUACUCUAAAAAAAAAAAACCCACCAAAAAAUGCAUAAAUAUUUAACAGUUUCUGUCUUGAUAAAAUUUGGGAUUUUAUGGGUUUAUAAUGCCAAUUUAAAACAUAAUAUGCACAAAACUUACUAUUUUAAAUUAACAUAAGCAUUUUUAAAGGAUUUUAUUUUAGAACACAGUCUAUGCAAUCCUCUCAAUCUGAUUUUUUGGUAGGAGAUUUAAGCAGGUAGAUUAGUUCAAGACUCUUAAGCACGCCUCUCCCCACUUUGUCUCUGUAGCUCAUCGUACAUAAAUGGUAUUUUGGGUGAUACGUAACAACUGAUGACUCAUCUGUCCUAAACAGUCAUUUUCUAAACCUGGAUUUCAAUAUCCUCAAUAUUUAAAAUAUUGAUUCUUUAAAAAGAUGUUAGCAGAUGCAAUGUGAGCGGAUGCUAGUAGGUGCAGGGGAGUUAAUUUGGAAGGUUGCAUCUGUGUAGAAGUGAUAUGGGUAUAAAAUACGGAGUUUUUCCUUAGACUCUUCAAUCUUAUGAAGUCAGUAAAGUGCUCUUAAACCCAUUUUCUUCUCCUGCAAAAGUCUGAAAUGUGUUCAUUGAUGUAGUGGUGUACUUUAAAUUGUAUUUAGUUGACUUACCCCUCUUUUAAAAAUAUUUAGUCACCCUUGGAGGGAGGGAUGUGGUUGGACAGAGUAAGUUCUCACUAGCUAAUUGUUUUCUUACCCAAUUUCUGAUCUUUAUAGAGCUGGGUUGUUGUUGGUGACGGUUUUUUUGUUGUUGUUGUUGCUGUUGUUUUGUUUUUUUUAACGCUGAAUACAACAGGCUGGCUUGAUCGGAGCCUUCUCUCCUUACUCUCUUCAUUUAUAAGGAUGGUAGGAGAAAGGGACCUUCAGGUAAAUGUGAAGUGAAUAAGUAAUAUUGCUGGUAAAUUAAUAAGAAUUAUUCUUAGUGUUCAUUCAGAGUUUAAGAAAAUGUGAAAAUGUUGUACUUUGUCUAUUUUUACUGUAAAUUUAAAAAUCUUUUUGGUAGCAUUACUUCACUGUUACCUCAGUUAAAGGUAAAGCCUAUUAUUUAAACUGUAUUUACUGGUAAAAAUCUUUGGUCAUUCCCAUUUAUUGCUUAUUUCUUUACUUUGAUUUGCUUUAAACUUAGGAAAAAAUUGUGUAUUAGAGUGAGUUCUAGGAAAUCCAAAAGUCUAGCUAGGGUAAAGUUCGUUUCAAAAUUUACACAGAUUUUUUUCACUACCAAGAAAAUAAAAAAAUUAAGUAUGUUUAAGCUGAAAUUUAUUUUAUUAACUUGGGUGCAGCCUACAUUUGUGUGUGU
Messenger RNA from Pteronotus mesoamericanus, 3671 nucleotides. It is a transcript of the gene ERO1B, whose product is annotated as endoplasmic reticulum oxidoreductase 1 beta. The coding region runs from base 171 to 1571 and encodes 466 amino acids. The transcript has 16 exons. Gene Ontology annotation, cellular component: endoplasmic reticulum membrane; endoplasmic reticulum. Gene Ontology annotation, biological process: protein folding in endoplasmic reticulum. The record is from RefSeq and is a predicted model, not a curated record. Lineage: Eukaryota; Metazoa; Chordata; Mammalia; Chiroptera; Mormoopidae. Gene Ontology annotation, molecular function: thiol oxidase activity; protein-disulfide reductase activity; FAD binding.